Nannospalax galili (Upper Galilee mountains blind mole rat) is the source of this 4850-nucleotide messenger RNA. It is a transcript of the gene Nipal1, whose product is annotated as NIPA like domain containing 1. The coding region runs from base 85 to 1329 and encodes 414 amino acids. The record is from RefSeq and is a predicted model, not a curated record. Gene Ontology annotation, biological process: magnesium ion transport. Gene Ontology annotation, molecular function: magnesium ion transmembrane transporter activity. Gene Ontology annotation, cellular component: membrane. Lineage: Eukaryota; Metazoa; Chordata; Mammalia; Rodentia; Spalacidae. The transcript is spliced from 6 exons.
CUCCCGAAAGUGGGUCCCUGGGGACCGGAGGCCCAGGUGGGUGAGAAGAGGGUGCCUGCUCGGGGCAAGCCCGGUCCCCGGGCCAUGGGGGGACAGGUGAGGCUGCCGCCCGGAGAACCCUGCCGAGAAGGAUAUGUGCUGUCUUUGGUCUGUCUGAACUCCUCCCAGGCUUCCUGUGAGAUCACAAACGUGUCACUGCUGCCUUACCCUGCCCUCUACACAGACCUGAAUUCCAGCAUAACCAACUUGAGCAUCUCAGCAAAUGUAGAAAACAAGUACAGUCUCUAUGUGGGCCUGCUACUGGCCAUAAGCUCCAGUAUUUUUAUCGGCUCCAGUUUCAUAUUGAAAAAGAAGGGACUCUUGCAACUGGCCAACAAGGGCAUUACUAGAGCAGGACAAGGUGGACAUUCAUACCUCAAGGAAUGGCUGUGGUGGGCAGGAUUGCUGUUAAUGGGAGCAGGAGAGGCUGCAAACUUUGCAGCUUAUGCCUUUGCACCUGCCACCUUGGUCACCCCCCUCGGUGCUCUGAGUGUUCUUAUAAGUGCAAUAUUGUCUUCCUAUUUUUUAAAUGAGCACUUGAACAUUCAUGGAAAAAUAGGCUGUGUAUUAAGUAUAUUGGGGUCCACCGUGAUGGUUAUCCAUGCCCCCCAAGAAGAAGAAGUCACUUCUUUGCAUGAAAUGGAAAUGAAAUUGAGAGACCCAGGAUUCAUUCUCUUUGCUGUGAUCAUAACUGUGAUUUCCUUGGUGCUGAUUUUGAUUGUGGCACCCAAGAAGGGACAGACUAAUAUAUUGGUCUACAUUGCAAUCUGUUCUUUGAUUGGAGCAUUUUCCGUUUCCUCUGUCAAGGGCCUGGGAAUUGCCAUUAAGGAGCUCCUAGCAUGGAAGCCGGUUCACAAGAAUCCCCUGGUCUUCAUUUUGCUUGCUGUGCUUGUGCUAUCGGUAACUACACAGAUUAACUACCUCAACAAAGCACUGGAUACUUUCAACACGUCUCUGGUGACUCCUAUUUACUAUGUGUUCUUCACAUCCAUGGUGGUAGCCUGCUCUGCCAUCUUGUUCCAGGAGUGGUAUAGCAUGAAAGCUGGAGAUAUCAUCGGGACCCUGAGUGGGUUCCUCACCAUCAUCAAUGGCAUCUUCCUUCUACAUGCUUUUAAAAAUACUGACAUCACCUGGAGUGAGCUCACAUCUACUGCUAAGAAAGAAGGCCAGAACAGUUAUGUUUUACUACAGAAUGUAGAUUGUUCAGCCUCAGGAUAUGAUGAUGACAUUACCUUGUUUAGCAGGACUGAUGACCAAAAUCACCAUAAACCUGAACUUCAACCAAUAUAGAACACUUGGAGAAGAGGAAAAUUCUUACUGUUGGAAGGUCUCCUGGUAACACUGGUAUAUUUAACACUAAAGGAGUACUUUAGAUGGGAAGACAAGUAAAAAAGCUUUUGCUUUGGUCACCAAAUUUGAAAAUCAAGUUUUGAUCUUCUUGUAGAAGGCUUGUGUUUUUCUAUUACAUUUUUGCAACCAUCAAAACAUUCCCUAAGCAUAGAAGAAGUUGGGAAGUUAUAUAUGUCUCAGAAGAAUCUUUCUUCCGGUCACAAUAGAUUUGGCACUGCCAGGUGAUGCAUUGUUUCUUUGGUGGCUGAUCUUGGACUCAGGGUGAUUCACAGAUCACGUUAAUUGUGUUCUAACAGCAGAAUAUUAGCCACUGUUCUCUGAUGAGUCAUAAUCUCAAGUCAUUAAAACUAAGAAACAAGAACACUGGUGCCUCAUCCUCUCUUCUCCAACUUCCUUCUUUUUAAAUUAGAAAAUAAGCAACAUAUUAGUGAAUGCCCCUGCUUUGGGAAUCAACUCUUUAGUGGAUUAGGAUAUAGAAAGCUUAUUAAUUUUAAUUUAUUCACAUUAUUACCAACUAAAGAGGGAGGAUAGAAGGAGGAAGAAAACAUUUUAGUCUUCAGGUAAAGAAAAUACAUUUUUUUUCUCUUCCCCAGAAUAGAACACACCACAAAUGAUUAUGUCACAGAUUCUGUUAACAAUGACCUGGAUAACAUAAAAAAAUAAUAUUUUUUCUGAAGGAGUCAAAUUCAGCUUUAGAGUUGCUUAUAAUAUUCAUUUUGUACCAUUUUUUGGAGGUUGGGGUUUUGUAAGGUUUUGUUUGUAUGUUUGUUUGUUUGUUUGUUUUGAGACAAGCUCUUACUAUAUAACCCAUCCUGUCCUCAAGCUCAUGACAGCCCUGCCUCAGCCUCCUGAGUGCUGAGGUUACAGGCAUGCACCACCAUGCCCAGCUUCCUUUAAAACAAUUAUUAUUCCAUAGAUUUCUUCGUUGACACAGAGGUUUUAGUAAAGCAAUCACUGCACUAUGUGAGGUUUAUUUUCUGCUCCAGUUUUCCUCAAAUGUCUUAGCCCUUAAAGGUAAGUUUUCUCAUACUGAAAACAACUAACAAAAUCUUUGUGAAAAGCUUGAACAAAUUAUCUUAAUGGUUCUUUCAAAAUUUGGCACUUCCACUCUUAGUAAAGAAAUCACAGUCAGUUUCAAAAUGGCCACAGCCUCCUGUUUUUCUUAGUGGCAGGUUGCAUUCUUUUCUGUAGAAUUCAUCUUGCCUGUGUUUCGCAUUCAGUUCAUGGGGCAGUGUUUAGGGAGAGUGAAAUUCCUGGAAAACAAAAUUUAAGACCUGAGAACUGGCACUGGAGAGAUGGCUCGCACUGGUUGCUCUUGCAGAGGACCAAGUUUGCUGCCCAGCACACACGGCAGCUAAAACUAUCCAGAUCUCCAAUUCCAGGGGAUCCAACAACCUUUUCUGACCUCUUCAGGCAUCACACAACACAGGUACACUUACAUACAUGAAGGUAAAACACUCAUACACUUAAGCUAAAAAUAAAUAAUUUUAAAGACCCAGAGCUCCUACAGAAAGUGUCUUUUGCUCACUAAAACCUGCAUGCAAUUUUUCUAACUCAUUCCAGAUUCAUGGCAGGAAUAAAUUUUUGAUGAUCUUUAAUAUUUAUGGACAGAUUUUCUGUCACUGAUUUAUAGAGAAGAAACUGCUAUUUUAUUUCUAGAUUAAACAUAUUUCUCUCAAAACAAAUUGAGUAUCCUAACCAAAAAGUUUCAUUUUAAAAGAAACUUUUAGGGUUGGUUGGAUUUUGUUGCUAUAGUUGUAACAUCAAGUAUUAUUAGGUUUUGUUGUUGUUGUUGUUUUACACUUCCCAGGGUAGAAGUAGUAAGCUCUGCUAUUCAGUAUUCUAGUAAAAUGACUUUAACGUUUCUGGUCCUACUGAGCUACGACUGACUUUCUAAGAGGUGACUGCACGAUCAAAGAGAGCCCUUCAGCAGGGGUUACUAUUGAGUGCAAUUUACUGCAUUCUAAGUUUGUGAAAAGCGAUAAUCCAUGGAAGUUCCAUGAGCUGAUACCUCAAGUCAAACACAUGUUCACUGUUCAUUACUGAUUCACUUUGUAUUCAGAUCUAUACACUCUGAACACAAGUUUGUAGGAAAACUAUCUUCUGAAAAGGUAGUGUUUGAAAACUGUACAAAUUCUUUUAGCUUUUUUUUUUUUUUUUUUAACAUUGAGAACUAUACCAGUCCCUCCAGAAUAUCCUCCUGGUGAGAACAUCUAUCAUUUCUCUUGACAUCUUUCCUUAGGCUGUGGUGAUUCUCCACUCUAGUGAUUUUAAAUUUUAGACAUUUAUUAAAUGUCACUUGUUACUUGACACCUUAACUGUCAAGUUUUGCCAUUGGUACAUUGUGCACAGGUCAAAAGUUCCUAGAACACAAGAAUCAAUAUGUUCUGGGUUGGAAAAUGAGCUAGUGUUGACAUAUAUGCCCAGGAGAAAGACCAAGAGAUUUCAUGAGUUGUAAUAUGUGGAGAAGCAAUGGACUGUUGACAAAGCUCUCUGGAAAUGUCAUUGAUGAGCGUAUACACUAAAAGAUUAAUAUGCUACUACAAAUCUAAGACCAAAAACUAGUAUUUCUCACAUAGGAAGAUACUGCUUAAGGAAGAAUAAACUGCUGGGUCCCUCUGUUCACUAAAUUACUUGUGUCAUAUACAUAUGCAUUUUAAUGUAUAUAUUUUUGUCAUCAUGUGGAUAUCUGAAGAUUCUUUUGUCAGUAUCAGCACGUGCCAUUAAGGAUUACAAAGUUGUACUAGGGGAGAACAAAUUGAAAGCUUUUGCUAAUUCUGUAAAGUUAACAGUUUUGGUUUUUGAUUUAUAAUUUCACUGUUGGAUCACCAGUUAAUGAUUUUAGUUUAUAGUAUAAGAUGUUCAUAAAAAGCCAUUAGAUUUAACAACAUCAGAUUAACUUAACACUUAUCUUAUUUCUAAAAAUCUGAAGUGAAAUACAUGGAGAGAGCCUUGGAUUAGGCAUCUGUAAAUAACAGGCACCUCAUAAAAAUUAGUUCUCUUUGAAUAAACACUCUAAUCCUCACAUUGUUAUUACUAAAGCAAUAAGGACCACUGAGCGCUAGUCUUCACAAAUGCUUUGUUUUUUCUCAAUUUCUGUCACACUGCUCAUUUUAAACAAUACAAGUGAAAGUGAAUUCCAUCAUUAUACCAGAUCAAUCAUGGUACAAAAUUAUUCCAGCAAAAAUAUUUUUCUAACAGGCUGACAGAGCAGCUUAGUGGCAGAGUGCUUCAAGAGCACGCAUAAGGCAUUGGGUUUGAUCCUGAGCUUGGAAAAAAAGCCUUAAUAAAACCAGUGAAAUGGAAUUAAAUGUUAUUUUUACCUUCCAGAGCUUUAUGAAAAAGUAACCUAUAAAUGUAUGAAAUGUUCUCAAAUAUUUUGAAUAAAUUAUGUUCAUGAGAUUUUAUAUUUUUCAAAUGCUUACAAAUACUGUUCAUUUUAGAAAGUUUAUGAAUUUUAA